Gigantopelta aegis is the source of this 1816-nucleotide messenger RNA. RefSeq names its product 18S rRNA aminocarboxypropyltransferase-like. The record is from RefSeq and is a predicted model, not a curated record. Bases 81 to 1124 code for a protein of 347 amino acids. The transcript has 7 exons. Gene Ontology annotation, molecular function: rRNA small subunit aminocarboxypropyltransferase activity. Lineage: Eukaryota; Metazoa; Mollusca; Gastropoda; Neomphalida; Peltospiridae. Gene Ontology annotation, biological process: maturation of SSU-rRNA.
GGAAUGGCUGCGCCUAUACAGUCUGUUUCUCAGAUGUUGAACGUGAUAAUAUGAUGAUAAAUAGUUACCGGUAAUACUUCAUGAUGAGAAAAUCAAAGGGUCAGAAGGAUAGAGGUCAUGGGAGUAAACAGAACUUGAAAAGUGACCGACGGAAACAAAGGCAGCACAAGUUUGAUGAAGACCGAUUCUGUGAUGACAUGACUAGAGCUCUUCAAGAGGAUGAAGAUGGGGAAGCAGCCAUCAAGUUUCCGUGUCCGCUUGCCAUGUGGGAUUUGGAACACUGUGACCCCAAGAAGUGCACUGGUCGCAAACUCUGCAAUCUGGGUUUGGUUCGGAGGCUGCGGUUACAACAGAGGUUUGAUGGGAUCGUGCUGUCUCCCGUUGGAAGUCGGUGUGUGUCUCUAGAGGAUAGAGAGAUCAUCGCGGGACAUGGUGUUGCUGUUGUGGACUGCUCGUGGGCCAGACUGGACGAGACGCCGUUCACCGUGAUGAAAACGCGCAACCCUCGACUUCUACCCUACUUGAUUGCAUCUAAUCCCAUCAACUAUGGGCGACCAUGUAAACUCUCAUGUGUGGAAGCGUACGCUGCCGCAUUUUAUCUCACAGGUUUUAAAGAGUUAGGUGAACUGCUGCUCAGUAAGUUCAAGUGGGGAGCUUCAUUCUAUAAGGUGAAUCGUGAACUUCUCGAUAAAUACACCACCUGUAAGAGCAGCGCUGAGGUGAUCGCUGUACAGCAGGAAUACCUGGCUAGUCUGGAAGAAGAGAAACAGCGGGUUAAGCCUGACUUAACUGACAUUGAUAUGUCUCUGGAACAGUGCAACCCAAAUCGGUGUCUCAACAUCCCAGAAGACAGCUCAGAGGAAGAAGACACUGAUGAUGAUGAUGAUGAUGAUGAUGGUGAUGGUGAUGAUGAAGGAGCUAACGACGAUGAAGACAAAAAAAUUUCUGGGAAGGAAUCACCUAGUAUGUUUGUUAAAAGUUUACCGAAAGAAAACAAUGGGGACACAAUUGGCUAUCAGUGUGAAUCUUUAGUAUCCUUAUGUACUAAAAAUCAGGAUACCACUGCAGGUGACAUUGAAACUGGAAGUGAAGAUAGGACUAGAAUAUCCUUAUCACCAGUGUGAAAAUACUGUGUUCUCAAAUACUGGAAAUAAGGAUACUUCAACAGAUGACACUGAAGCUAUUGUUUUCUGUAGGUAAAGAGAUGGGUCUAAAUUAUCAUAUUAUAUCUUGGAAUACUGAAGAUAAGGAUUAAGAGAUGGGUCUAAACUAUCAUAUUGCAUCUUGGAAUACUGAAGAUCAGGAUAAUUCUACAGCUGACAUUAAAGCUAUUAUUUCUGUAAGUAAAGAGAGGUCUGGACUAUCCUUAUCAGCGUGAACUUUCUGUAUCCUUGAAUACUGAAAUACGGAUAAGUGUACAGCUGAAGCUAGAUUGUUUCUGGAUGUAAAAAGAUGGGGACAUAACAGUGGCAUAGAAAGGUGCCAAAAAAUGGGGGGCACACACACACACACACACACACACAUGUAUGUAUGUAUGUAUAUAUGUAUGUGUGUGUGUGUGUAUAUAUAUAUAUAUAUAUAUAUAUAUAUAUAUAUAGUGGACUCUGUCUAAACCGGAUUCUGUGUAAUCCGGAUCUCUGCGUAAACCAGUCCAUUUCUAAAGUCCCGUCCAGCUACCAUUUAUCUCUUUGGUAUAAAUCUCUGCCUAAUCUGUAUUCUGUCUACUCCGGACUCCGGAUCAAAAAUCAAGAACGAAAGAACCGUUCAUGCAUUAAUUACCUCUGUCUACACUGGAUUGGGAUUAACGAUGGGCUGC